AUGUCGACUCAACCACUCCUACAAACCGCCCCAGGCAAGAGAAUUGCUCUACCGGUUAGAGUCGAACCAAAGGUCUACUUCGCCAACGAACGAACAUUCCUCUCAUGGCUAAACUUCACAGUAAUCCUCGGCGGUCUAGCCGUCGGUCUCCUCAACUUCGGCGACAAAGUCGGUCGUAUCUCCGCCGGUCUAUUCACCUUCAUCGCAAUGGGUACCAUGGUGUAUGCUCUAUUCACAUUCCAUUGGCGUGCUGCCGCGAUUAGGAAAAGAGGGAGUGGAAGUUUCGAUGAUCGUUUCGGACCGACGGUUUUGGCGGUUACGUUGUUGGCUGCUGUGGUUGUGAAUUUCAUUUUGAGGAUGGUGGAGCACUAG
This is a messenger RNA of Orbilia oligospora ATCC 24927, 372 nucleotides long. RefSeq lists its product as uncharacterized. The record is from RefSeq and is a predicted model, not a curated record. Bases 1 to 372 code for a protein of 123 amino acids. Gene Ontology annotation, cellular component: fungal-type vacuole membrane; vacuolar transporter chaperone complex. The transcript has 4 exons. NCBI's taxonomy places the organism in Eukaryota, Fungi, Ascomycota, Orbiliomycetes, Orbiliales, Orbiliaceae.